AUGGACAAGUCAUGGAUUAGCAUGCCUCGUAAUACACCAGAAUAUGUACAAGGAUUGAAUAAAUUUUUGGAUUUCGCAUUUGAGCGUAACUCUGGCAUAGAUCAUAUACUAUGCCCUUGUAGAAAGUGUGGUUUUAAGAAGUUGAAGAUAAGGGAUGAGGUGUUUGCCGACUUGUUACGUAGUCCCUUUCCCAUUGAAUACACGGUUUGGUAUCGUCAUGGGGAAUCACGUUUAGGAGAAUCCUCCCAAAGCUUACCUAUUCUAGGAGAGGAGGUGCAUUGCAAUGCGAAUCCAAUGAUCAACUUGGUAACGGAUGCAUUUAGGGCUCAUGGAGAUUAUACUUUUGAAGAUACUUCCCCUCUGCAUGAACCUUUGUUUGAAGAUGAUAUGAUGUCAGACUUGAAUGAAGAGUCAAAUGUUGAGGCUAAAAGGUUUUGCCAACUUUUGAAAGAUGGGGAAGAAGUAUUGUAUCCAGGAUGCAAAAAGUUCACAAAAUUAUCAUUCUUGAUAAGACUGUAUAACAUUAAGUCUUUGUGUAGAAUCACUGACAAAGCUAUGUCUAUGCUUAUUGACUUGUUGAGUGAUGCUUUCGAGUUUGCAAACAUUCCCAAAUCAGAAUACGAGGCAAAAAAAGUCAUGAGGACUCUUGGACUUUCUUAUACUGAGAUACAUGCUUGUCCUAAGGAUUGUAUGUUAUAUUGGGGAAGUGAUGCUAAUAGGAAGAGUUGUAAGGUUUGCGGGAGGUCUAGAUACAAGUUGAUGAAGAAUGAUCGAGUUGGUGAUAAAAAGAGGAAAGAGCAAGCAACCAAGAUUUUUCGCUAUUUCCCCUUAAUACCUCGUUUGCAGAGGUUAUUUGCUUGUUCCAAGACUGCUGAAAAUAUGGUUUGGCACUCAAAAGACAAAAAAAAUGAUGGAAUAGCAAGGCAUCCAAGAGAUUCAGAGGCUUGGAAGAACUUUGAUGUGAGAUAUCCCGAUUUUGCUUCGGACCCUCGAAAUGUGCGACUCGGUCUUGCUAGUGAUGGAUUCAACCCCAAUGGGUCAUUGGGUAACAAUUACAGCAUAUGGCCCAUUGUUCUAAUCCCUUAUAACAAUCCUCCUUGGCUGUGUAUGAAGCAAACUAACUUCAUUCUUUCAGGUAUCAUCCCAGGGAAAAAGAUGCCAGGAAAUGAUAUAGAUGUUUAUAUGCAACCAAUGAUUGAAGAGUUGAAGACCUUAUGGGAGGAAGGAGUGGAGACUUAUGAUGCUUCAAAAAAUGAAGUGUUCAAGUUGCGUGCAACUCUUAUGUGGACAGUUAGUGAUUUCCCCACCCUUGGAAAUCUAACUGGGUGGAACAUAUAUACAGGUUUGGCUUGUCCAACCUGUAAUUUUGAUGCACGUCCUCUUCGUCUUCCAUGUAGUAAAAAAUGGUGCUUCAUGGGCAGUCGUCGCUUUUUGGAUAAAGGCCACAAAUUUCGCCUUAAUAGGGUUCAAUUUGAUGGACAUAUUGAAGAUAGGGAUCCACCAAAACGUAUGUCAGGAUCAGAGAUUUUGAAACAAGUAGAGCAUGUUCAUGUUACAUUUGGUAAGCAUACAAGUGGUAGAAAAAGAAACCGUGCUGACUUGCCUGAACAAUGGAAGAAGAAGAGUAUAUUUUUUCAACUUUCAUAUUGGGAGUUCAAUAUGCUUCGUCACAAUUUGGAUGUUAUGCAUAUAGAGAAGAAUGUAUGCGAUAACAUCAUAUAUACUCUGCUUAAUGACAAAGAUAAAAGAAAGGAUCAUUUGAAUGCUCGAAAGGAUCUAAUUGAAUUGAAUAUUAGAGGUGAACUUUGGCCAAAAGAGGAUGGGAAGACAUGUCCUGCAGCUUUAUUCACAUUGAAGAAGCAAGAGAUCGAUGUUAUGCUUGAGACAUUGAAAGAUAUAUCUGUGCCAGACGGUUAUUCUAGCAACAUUUCUGAAUGUGUAGAUUUAUCUGCACGUAAGUUAUCUGGUCUGAAAAGUCAUGACUCACAUGUUCUUCUACAAGAUUUCUUACCUUUGGCAGUAAGGAAUAUCAUGCCUAUACAAGUGUCUUCACCAUUGGUUGAACUCUCAUCUUGUUUCAAACUCAUAUGUUCAAAGGUGGUAAACACUUCAGAGCUAGAUAAUCUUCAAAAACGAAUUUCUCUAUGCUUGUGUCACUUGGAAAUGUUUUUCCCACCAUCAUUCUUUACUGUCAUGGUUCACCUUGUAAUCCAUUUGGUUGAAGAACUCCGACUCGGCGGACCGGUCCAUUAUAGAUGGAUGUAUCCUAUAGAAAGGUUCCUGGGAAAUUUGAAGUCACACGUUGGCAAUAAAGCACGUCCUGAAGGCUCGAUUGCUGAAUGGUGGAGAUCUGAAGAAAUUAUUUCAUUUGCUUCAUUGUAUCUUGAAAUGGGAGUUGAAGAAAGGUUCAAUCGAGGAAGGCGUGUCAAUGAUAAGCUGGAUGACUCACUUCAGUUAUCUUCUUCUCUCUUCCCGUGCAUAGGGAAACCAGUUGGUGGUGCACAACCUUUUAACUUAAGUGACUCUGAAAUUUUGCAAGCAAGUAGACAUGUUCUGAUUAAUUGCACAGCUGCAAACCGCUUCAUCCAGGAAUUUAGAGACAUAACCAAGAAGAAGUUACGAAAUCGGACAAGGUCAGCAAAUGAAAUAGAUAAAGCAGUACACCGAGGAAUCGUAGAUUGGUUUAAAACUCGGAUUUUAAAUGAUAAUGUAGGGUCACAUUCAAAAGAUCUCAAGGCACUUGCAAGAGGCCCCAUGAGAAGAGCAAGAAAGUUUUCUGCAUAUGACAUCAACGGGUAUAGAUUCCGGACCUUAGUCCGAGAACAGCUUUCAAAGACAAGCAAUAGUGGUGUGUUUGGCAGCUUUGGCACCAACAGCUAUGCAAGCUCAAGUGAUAUGAGACCAGUUCAAGGUUUAGUGCCAUACUAUGGUAGAUUGGUUGACAUCAUUGAGCUGAAUUAUUACGGUAAUUUUUCUGUCACUUUGUUCAAGUGUGAAUGGGCCAAUACCAUCAAUCCUAGAUGUAUGAAGAAAGAUGCAUUAGGCUUCACGUCAAUCAACUUCUCCCACUUGAUUCAUACCGGUGAUCGAGAUGAUGAUGAACCAUUCAUCAAGGCUGAUGAAGCCCAAAUGGUUUAUUAUGUGGAGGACAAAAUGGAUAAAGGAUGGAGUAUCCCUGUACAUAUCAAACCAAGAGAUCUGUACGACAUGGGUUCCAUGGAGGGGGAUACAGUUUAUGAGAGUGAGGCAUUUCCAUAUCAAGACUUAGCUAGUACAUGGGUUGAUGGCAGUUCACAAGUGCAAUUGUCAAGACUUGGUGUGGAAGUAGAGUUUGAGUGA
This is a messenger RNA of Linum trigynum, 3339 nucleotides long. Lineage: Eukaryota; Viridiplantae; Streptophyta; Magnoliopsida; Malpighiales; Linaceae. The record is from the annotation of a GenBank genome assembly.